AUGGUCCGCGCGUCUGCACUUUUAAUCCUGAGCCUUUUCGGCUCGGCUCUUGGUGUCGCAGCGCCGCAGUUCGACCAAGGGGCAGAGCUACGCAAGUCAGAGUGCGAUGCAACCUGUAUGUGCAACCAGAAGAAGUACCGCGAGGCGUAUUUCUGCUGCAUGGCUAAGAAAUGCGACGCAGAUGUGAUGCCUGAAUCUGUCGAGCGCCAACAUACAGAAUGCCAGGCCAGGAACCUCGACUUUACCUUUGACGCUGAGAAAGUUUGCGGUAUCAAGUUGGAGGCGAGCAGUACCUCUGCAGCUGCGUCAACCACGAGAGAUACCAUAACUACUUCACGUUCUUCAGAUGGAUCUUCAGCAACAUCGGUCUCGGCCUCUACGACAUCAGAUGCAGAAAGUACAAGUAGCACUGAGGCCGCCAAGAGUGCUUCAAGUACCGCUCAGGAAUCAUCUACAGGUGGUGCAGCACCUGUAACUGACAGUGCAUCACGGUUGGGUGCCCCUCUUGGGGUACUGAUGCCACUAUUCCUCAAGAUCUUCCGCCCGCUCAAUCUAGAGGUCUUUUCCCGUAAGUUGAGUAUCUGUUAG
This is a messenger RNA of Fusarium subglutinans, 588 nucleotides long. RefSeq lists its product as uncharacterized. Bases 1 to 588 code for a protein of 195 amino acids. The transcript has 4 exons. NCBI's taxonomy places the organism in Eukaryota, Fungi, Ascomycota, Sordariomycetes, Hypocreales, Nectriaceae. The record is from RefSeq and is a predicted model, not a curated record.